AAAACACUGAGAAAUAGAAACUAACCCAGAAAGGGAACACUGGGGCCCUUCUGACAUCCAGACACAGCUGCUCCAUCUCUGCAUCAAGAAACACUUCUCAAAGCAUCUCCUCCGCCACUGACCCUGGAGAUGUUCAAGAGCCAGCACGAGAUGGACGGGCUGGGGGCUCCCCAGAGCUCAGCCCCCGUGGCCACCACGGUGAUCAACAUCCGAAGCGAGACCUCCGUGCCCGACCACGUCGUCUGGUCCCUGUUCAACACCCUCUUCAUGAACUGGUGCUGCCUGGGCUUCGUCGCUUUCGCCUACUCCGUGAAGGCGAGGGACCGGAAGAUGGUGGGAGACAUCACUGGGGCCCAGAGCUAUGCCUCCACCGCCAAGUGCCUGAACAUCUGGGCCCUGAUCCUGGGCAUUUUUCUGACCAUCGGAGCCGUCGUUCUUCUGGUGUUUGCAUACAUAACAGCCUACCAGAUGUUAGAGCGCGCAAAGAGUAACAGAGGCUACUAGCAGCCAUCCACGGCCCAGCCCAAGUCCCCCACCAUCCACACUGGCCCUGCCCCACCCCCUCCCCUUCCUACAGCAGGUGCUAGAGACCUACCUGUCCACAACUGGGUUCAAUAAAGUGCUCUUGCCUGUGAA
This is a messenger RNA of Phacochoerus africanus (Common warthog), 636 nucleotides long. RefSeq names its product interferon-induced transmembrane protein 1-like. Bases 130 to 504 code for a protein of 124 amino acids. NCBI's taxonomy places the organism in Eukaryota, Metazoa, Chordata, Mammalia, Artiodactyla, Suidae. Gene Ontology annotation, biological process: negative regulation of viral genome replication; response to type II interferon; host-mediated suppression of symbiont invasion. Gene Ontology annotation, cellular component: plasma membrane. The transcript is spliced from 2 exons. The record is from RefSeq and is a predicted model, not a curated record.